Molecule: messenger RNA, 3567 nt
Organism: Lytechinus pictus (painted urchin)
Lineage: Eukaryota; Metazoa; Echinodermata; Echinoidea; Temnopleuroida; Toxopneustidae
Product: nuclear distribution protein nudE-like 1
Exons: 3
Coding region: 96-488 (130 amino acids)
Biological process (GO): centrosome localization; microtubule nucleation; vesicle transport along microtubule
Cellular component (GO): kinetochore; centrosome; kinesin complex
Molecular function (GO): microtubule binding
Source: RefSeq, a predicted model, not a curated record
GUACCGUAACAGUAUUUCGAGCUUUGCCGAGAAUAGACGGGAUCUGUUUCCCUUGUUUUCUAUUUCACUCUUUUGGAAAUACCUUAGGACUAACUAUGGAUGAUGAUGACAUCCCAACAUUUUCUUCACAGUCUGAAGAAUUGGAAUACUGGAAAAGUAAAGCCCAAGAAUUAAAAAUAAGUCUAAGCGAGACAAAGGAAGAACUAGAGGAAUAUCAGAUCAGUAGUCAGGAGUUGGAAGCUGAGCUGGAGACACAACUAGAGCAGUCAGAGGCCAAGGUCAAAGAUCUCACAGUUAGCAAAGAAAGAUUAAGUAUAGAAUGUGAUAAUUUAAAGGAAAAACUGGAGAUGUCCCAGAAUAACUACCUACGGCAGAUCAACGAGCUGCAGGAUGAACUAGCACAAAUUAAGGCCAUCCGGGAGGAACUUCAGAAAUAUAUCAGGGAACUUGAGCAGACAAAUGAUGAUUUAGAAAGAGCCAAAAGGUGAGUGUCUUUCUUUCUCCCCCUCUCCUUCCCCUUCCCGAUCUCUUAAGUUGAUAAUGACCUGCUUUAAUAGAAUUCAUGAAGCUUUUGGCAAUCCUGUUUUUGGGGGGUACGCAUUACAUGUAUUUUUGUUGCUACAGUAUGUAUUACCACGUCAGCACAUAAUUGUACAUAAGUGAGGUUGUAGAUCUAGGAAUAGGAUGGCUUUGGGAGUUUGGGUAUAUGAUUAUGACUCAGUUGAUUGUUGAGAAUUAGAACCAUCAAUCAUACAUGUACAUGUAUAGCAUGUACACUUUACUGGUAAAUAAAACCCAGGAUAUCUGAUAGUUAUAUUUGAAUAAUCAUCACUUCAUGAUGUGACCUGAAAUUUAAUCUGCAUUUUUACAAGCUGUAAAGUAUAUUUGCCCAUUUUGAAUUAAAAUCUCAAUAAAUAGUAAAGCACACACAGACACUGUAGUUACAUGUAUGUACAAGGCUAUGCAAUAUGGAGUAGUUUCCUAUGGAAGUGUGCUUAUAUACAUGUAAUUGUUGAUGCUUGCUGCAAUUCUGCUGAAAAUGUGAGGACACACUAUUUUAAAACUUUAAAGUACUGUAUAAGCUGUAAUUUUCGCGGGGGUUUUAUUUUCGCGGAUUUCGCGAAUUGCCGAUCGGCCGCGAGUUUAACAACACGCGAAAAUAUUGACACACUUCUUAGUCAGUGCCAAUGUCCCCAGCAGCAAAGCUUUGCUAUUGAAAACAUACUGUACAGUGAGAAAAUGGAGAUAUGCACCUCUAUAUGUACAAAAAAUAAGGCUUAGAAAGUACAGUUAGUGAUUCAAAAAGUUACCUAGAAUUUCACUUUUUUUUAUUUCUCAAACAAAAUCAGAGCCUAAAGUAUUUUCUAACAUUAUUUCAUCAAUAUCUAUACACUCACUGUUAAUACUAGGCGUUGUGGCGUGCGCCUGUAAUCCAAGCUGUGGGGAAGUUACAAAUUGAUGCAGAGGUUCGAGGUUCGAGCCCUGGUCACGUCUUUCGGAUGGUGACGUUAAAGGUCGGUCCCAGACGUAAAUAAUCAUAUCUGAUUGAUAAACGUCUGACAAAACUCAAAUACACACACUAAAAUGUAUUUUCCAUGAAAUAAUUUGAUUUUAUUGUCAUCUGAUUGACUCUAUACACACGUAUUGACAGCUAUUUGCAUACUCAUUAAUAUUCAUAAGUCACAUGACCAGAGCUUUUGAAGGUGAAGAUUCUGUUCACAAAAUUCCAAAUUUUUGCACUUUUACCAUCUUUUUGAAAAAUUAAUAGAACAAAACACCAAUUCUAAAGAUUGCUUAACCCUAUAAAUUACAGAUCAAACUGUGGCAUGAUGAAUUUUCAGAUUUAAAGGUAAAAAAAUUGAAAUUUAAACCACUUUUUUCCACAUUUUGUAACUGUUUUUACAGGGACAUAUUUAUGUACAAAACACACAUCAGCAUGGAAACUUUGAGGAGUAGAGAUAUGCACGUGAUUUGCACUAGAUUUACUUCUUUUAAGUGCUGUGGAAAUAUUUUCUACAUCUUCCGAUCGCGAAUUUAACAACCCGCGAAAAUGUCGGGACCCCCGCGAUUCGCGAAAAAUUCUGUACGCGAAAAUAACAGCUUCUACAGUAUUAAUGUUGUAUCAACCUUUGAACCUUUUUUUUAAUUUAGAAUUUAGAUGAAUUUACUGGGUUUAUGGCAUGUCUCUGUAAAUAUUCUUACAGACCUCAGGCCAAUCUGCACUACUAGUACUAGCACUACAAUGUACAUAUGUGUAUAAAUGCAGGUGAUAAAUGUGGCAUCUCAUUUCUUCCCUCAAUAUUUUUAGUUUCAUCUUGCAUGCUCCUGCUGAAAAUACAUAUGACUUUGUACAUUUACAUGUAGUUGAUACAUGUACAUGAUACAAAUUGUACAUGCUGAGCACUAUCUUCAGUUUGGUAUGAUAACAGUUUUAAUUUAUGGGGUAACUCCCAAAGCAGCUGUUUUGUAUAGGCUGUCAGUACAUGAACAGGAUGAUAUCUUCAUGACAGAUAGAUCUGGCAAUGCUCCUGUGAUAUGCUAUCAGCAGCUUGUUCUGCUAUGAAAUAAAUAAAUCAAAUUUCCUGGGAGCAGGGGUAUGACAGGAAUGUGGCCUGAAGUUCAUUGCUCUACUAUUGCCCCAAUUCCUUUCUCUCAACCCAUGGCCUUCCAUAAAUAUGGAGUACAUGUACAUACAAAUAUGCACACAUUGUACAUGUAGGCCUACAUGUAGCUGGACAGUGAAUAGUUUAACAUAAAGUUUGAAAUACCAUUUAAGUACAUGUUUAAUUUUCGCAUGUUAAGUCUGUAUGAAUACAAUUUUCCAUUACCAGCUACAUGUAAACUUCAAAUCUGUGUUGGGAGGGGUAUUUUUUCAUUCACACUGUACCUGUACUUGAAUAGGCCAAUACAUUUGACAUAUUUUGCUUUUAAAUUGACAAGUAUCCACCCCCUCUCCCAAGCUGCCUUUACAUCUACAUGUAUGUACCUCCCCCUUUUACAUUGUGCAAGAAUGUUCGAUGUUUUGAGAUGCAUAUUGGACUACAAGUUCUUAAAUUUACCGGUACUUGCCAACUUGUCAAAAAAUCUUUAACAAUAUUGAAACAAUAUUUUAAGUAGGCCUACAUGUAGGCCUAAGUACUACAUGUACAUGUAUUUGUGUCAAAGAUAAAUGCUAAAUUUUCAUUCAUUCAUGAAUCAUGAGGCAAUUUUAUUAUUUUUGAAAAACUUCAAAAAAAAUAUUGUGAGAAGUGGGAUCAGUUUGAAUGCAUGAAGGUGCAUGGCUGUACACAGAAUUUUUCAGUGGGGGGGGGGGGGGUACAGGACGCAUUUAAACUGAAAAAAAAACAACUGAAAAGUAAGGGAGUGAAGCGACCAAGCUUGUCAUUGGGGCACUUUUGCAUUUUGUAAAGUGAAAUUGAAGGAUUUUUUACUUUCAUGCAUGUACACUUUUGGUGAAUUUUGUGAAAAUUUUCAAUAAAAAUAUGUAAGUUUUCAAAAUUUCUUGGGGAGGGCAGAUGCCCCCUGCCCCCCCCCCUUUGCUGCGUACAGUGACUACGGUCACAAUGG